This is a messenger RNA of Fusarium pseudograminearum CS3096, 2976 nucleotides long. RefSeq lists its product as uncharacterized. Gene Ontology annotation, biological process: glutathione metabolic process. NCBI's taxonomy places the organism in Eukaryota, Fungi, Ascomycota, Sordariomycetes, Hypocreales, Nectriaceae. The record is from RefSeq and is a predicted model, not a curated record. Gene Ontology annotation, molecular function: 5-oxoprolinase (ATP-hydrolyzing) activity. The transcript is spliced from 5 exons. Gene Ontology annotation, cellular component: cytosol. The coding region runs from base 1 to 2976 and encodes 991 amino acids.
AUGCCCUCCCUCUACCGAAUCGGAGUCGAUGUUGGAGGAACAAACACUGACGCCGCAAUCCUCGACAUACGAGCCACCAACAACCCCGGUCGUGGCGUCCUGGCCUCCCAUAAAGCGAGCACCACAAAAGACAUCACCAGUGGCAUCGAAGCAGCCAUAAGAGCAGUCAUUCGUGAUUCUGCUGUCGACCAGAGCUGUGUUCUCAGCGUUACGAUAGGAACAACACAUUUCAUCAACGCCCUUGUAGAAGCAGAUGCCAGAAGACUCGACCGUGUUGCUGUGCUGAGGCUGUGCGGUCCGUUUACAAGACAAUUGCCACCCUUUGCCGAUUUCCCCCUCGGCCUAAGAACAAUUCUUGACGGAGGUGUAUACUAUCUCGAUGGAGGUCUUGAGAUUGACGGGAGGGAAAUAUUACCACUGGACGAGGAACAGAUUAGACGGACGGCUAGGGAUGUUGUCGCCAAGGGUAUCAGCGUCAUCGCUCUAGUAGGCGUCUUUUCACCACUCGACCACGACGGCCUACACGAAGAACGAUGCCGACGAAUUAUUUAUGAGGAAUGUCCGGGACUACAAGUUGUCUGCUCUCAAGACAUCGGACCAACAGGAUUUCUAGAGCGUGAAAAUGCGACAAUUCUCAACGCCUCCAUACUACGCACUGGACACAGAGUCAAGAAGGGGUUCAAGCAUGCCAUGCACCGACUACAACUCACAUGUCCUCUCUUCCUAUCGCAAAACGACGGAACAUUGAUCGACGCCGACACAGCAGCCGAAUUCCCCAUCAAGACUUUUGCAAGUGGACCAACAAAUAGUAUGACCGGAGCCGCAUUUCUCGCCGGGUUGGAUAAGAGGGCUGAGACACAAUCGGAAGAGGAGGAACCGCAAGUUUUGGUUGUUGACAUUGGAGGUACAACCACUGAUGUCUGCGCUCUGCUCCCCUCUGGUUUCCCUCGCCAAGCCCCCGGUUUCGUCGAGGUGGGAGGCGUUCGCACCGCAUUCUCAAUGCCAGAGGUUGUCUCAAUCGGUCUAGGAGGUGGAAGCAAAGUGAACGUUAAUGAUGAGACGGGGGCUGUCACCAUCGGUCCUGGAUCAGUUGGUCAUUGUAUACAACAGGAAGCAAGAGUCUUUGGAGGUAAGACUUUGACAGCGACCGACAUUGUCGUCGCGCUGGGUAAAGUCAACCUUGGAGAUGCAUCUCUGGUCAACGAUGUCCCUCCUUCUGUUGUGGAGAACGGCCGCAAAGAACUCAACAGAAUGCUGGAGAGUCUCGUUGAACAAAUGAAGGUCUCUUCAGCGCCCGUCCAUGUCCUUCUCGUCGGUGGAGGCGCCCUGCUCGUCACAGAGGCUCUCGCCGGCGUGGACAAGUGCAUCGUGCCCAUCCACCAAGGCGCAGCCAACGCAGUCGGCGCAGCAAUCGCAAAGGUUUCUGGUGAGAUUGACAUUGUGGAAAUCCCCGAAGGACGAUCCGAAAAGGUCAUUGUCGACGCAGCGUGCGCCAAAGCAAUUGAUCUCGCCAUCGCCAAGGGCGCUGCGAAGAACGAUGUCAAGAUCGUCGAGAUCAACAAGAUGCCGCUGCAAUACUUGUCCAACGGUGCUAUCAGGAUACAAGUACGCGCUGUUGGCCAAUUGGCUAUUCCUGAAGAGCUCACGCCGCCACCUUCACCACCUGUGUUAAGCAUGCGCGAGACUCAAGAGGACGAGGGUGAGAAAGUUAGCGUCCCUGGUGCUUUGAUACCGACAUACAAGCCAUCUCUACAUGUGGACCUCGACGCAUACAGGCCUGAUGUUCAAGACGGUGUGUGGUAUCUCUCAGAAGUCGAUCUAGAAAUGAUCGCCACCGGAUGUGGUGUUCUCGGAACGGGCGGCGGCGGACCAACACACCACGAAUACCUCAAGAGUCUGGAUGCGCUACGGAAGAACCCGGAAAAGAAGAUGAGAGUCAUUUCGCCCAAAGCUCUUGACGACGAUGCCAUGGUUUGCUUUGGUUCGUGGUAUGGUAGUCCGAGUGUGAUCAAUGAGCGGAUUGCGGGUGGUAAUGAGAUCGUCACGGGGAUUAAUGCUGUGAACAAGGUCGUUGGAAACAAGACUUUUGACGGCAUGUAUAUUGAUGAGAUUGGUGGUGGAAAUGGUAUGAGUGCUUUUCCUUCGGCUGUUCAUUUCGACGUUCCUGUCGUCGAUGGCGAUGCCAUGGGUCGAGCAUACCCAACCAUGUAUCACGCUACAUUUAGUGUUUACGGUCACUCUCUUACACCGUGUGUCUUGUCCGAUGCAAGAGGCAAUGUCAGUGUAGUCAUGAGCACCGACACCCCCAUGCGUCUAGAGUCCCUCCUUCGAACAACAACCAUCGAACUUGGUCUUGGCUGUGCAGUUUGCGCUAAUCCUCUGCCCGGCUCUGUGAUUAAAUCCCACGGCGUUCCCAACACUGUUUCCCAAGCGUGGUAUCUCGGUCGCGCGGUACACAACGCCCGACGAAAAAAGACCAGCUAUGUAGACGCAAUUUUUGACGUCUGCGCUGGAAAACUACUAUUUACCGGUAAAAUCGUCGAUGUGAGAAGAUACAUUGGCGGCGGCUACACAAUGGGCUCAGUGGUAAUUGCUCCGCUCAGCGCCGACGAACGCGAAACAAACGGAUUGGAAAGUACCACAAGCGGUGACAAGCACAUGGUCAUCCCCUUCCAGAACGAGUAUCUCUACGCCGCUCUCAGCGACGCCGACGGCUCGGAAGAAUCGCAAGAGGUUGUAUGCACAGUUCCCGACCUAAUAUCCAUCCUCGGCCAAGACGGCGAGGGAAUUGGUUCUCAGGAUUUGCGGUACGGUUUGAGGGUGAACGUCGUUGCUCUACCAGCGCAUCCGCUGUGGAAGACAGACAAGGGCAUGAAGGUUGGCGGACCAGAAGGGUUUGGGCUCAAGAUGGGUUACGUGGGUGUUGAUAAUGACUUUACUGAGGCGAGGAGCGUGAUUGAGGAGUUUGGGGCAUAG